Messenger RNA from Malus domestica (apple), 792 nucleotides. Its product is annotated as transcriptional regulator TAC1. Lineage: Eukaryota; Viridiplantae; Streptophyta; Magnoliopsida; Rosales; Rosaceae. The record is from RefSeq and is a predicted model, not a curated record.
ACAUAUAAUACAACCAACCCUCUAUCUCUCUAUUGAUUCUUCGGCUUAGUGAUUCCAAGUGAAGAAAACCAUAAGAAAUUCAGUUGGGGAACAAGGUGUUUUGACAUGGAAUCUUGGAGACCAAGAACCCCGCAGACGAGCUCAAGUGAUGAAGAUCAAGUCAGAUCAGAUGAUCACAAUUCAGGUGCUGCAACAGUGAAACGAAGCUACGAAUGCACGUUUUGCAAGAGGGGGUUUACCAAUGCUCAAGCCUUGGGAGGUCACAUGAACAUCCACAGGAAAGACCGAGUCAAACCGAUGCAACACAUCUCAGGUAAAUCAUCACUUAAUGCAAACCACUACUCGAAUGAGGAUCAAUACAUAUCCAUGAGUACUUCUCAUCAUCAUCAUCAAUAUAGUAGCGUACCACUUUCAAGCCAGGGGGUUUCUGGGUACUACCCAGUUUUCGAUCAGAUGAAUUACCAAAGGUAUUUUCAGCCAACUGGGUCUAACCCUAGAAUCCCAUACGGUUAUGAUCUUGACGAUUCAUCAGUUGGGUCAAGGUCACACUCUUUGGGUAUGAACCAAGAACUUUGGGGUACGAAUUUGAGCUUGCAGUUGGAGGAUGAUGAAUUCAGAAGGGGUGUGAGGAGUAACGAUGAAGUGGAUUUGGAACUUCGACUUGGGCAUGGUUAAUUUAUUUUAACCUACCUAGGUAUAUAAUAGUAACAAGAAACUCCUCCAGCAGCUAGCCAACUAUUUUCUUUAGCACAAAAAGGUAUUUAAGAAUUUCAUCGUAAUACACAUGUAUUU